AUGCAGAUAUUUUAUAAAAGAGUGGCAGCGAGUGCUGAAGUUAAUAAAUCUACUUAUUUGGUGUUGAUAAUAAAUAUUUUAGCUGUUGGAAAUUGGAGAAAGUAUCAUAUUCACUUAAGGUAUUGUAGUGGAUGGAGGAUUAUGGAGUUGAGGCAUCUUGUGACAUGUAUCAAAGACGACACAAGCAUCGGUGAUUCAAAAAUAGAUGCCACCACAAUCCGUGCGAAGAGGAAUAUCUCCAUACCUCUACAAAACCACUUUCAUUUUAUCCAACUUGGAACCAUUAUUGCAUCAAAUGUGGUUGAUUUGUUGAGAAAGGAACAAGCACCUCUGAUUCCCUCACUAGUUCGUGAGAGGGAGGAAGAAACGAAAGAAGCAAGGGCUGCUGAAGAAGCUCUUGUGCUUCUUUUAUCUUGGAAAGAAAGGCGAAUGGGAGGGGGAGAGAUGGUACGAUGGAAGCAGGACAACAACAACUACAGUGCAGGUGGGUGUUUGGUUGCUAUGGAGUCGGCGAAAGAAGAAUAG
Molecule: messenger RNA, 525 nt
Organism: Lactuca saligna
Lineage: Eukaryota; Viridiplantae; Streptophyta; Magnoliopsida; Asterales; Asteraceae
Source: the annotation of a GenBank genome assembly